AUGGCCAGUGCGCGAGCGAGUCCCUAUGCUCAAGCAGCCCCCGACACUCAUGCAAUCCCCGACGCUCGUCUUGCAACCCCCGAAGCUCGUCUUGCAACCGCCGAAGCUCGUCGUGCAAACGCCAAAGCUCGUCGUGCAACCGCCGAAGCUCGUCGUGCAACCGCCGAGCCUCUUUUGACUCCCUACCAGUUGCGUCAAGUGCAACACACGGCCGCAAACGUACUAGUGGAUGCAUACGCCGCUGGAAUGCUCCCCUCGAUGAACGACGAACUCCUUCGCAGGCGAGUCGAGUAUUACCUCGACUGGCCGGCAAACCAUCUCGACACUUGUCAAGGGCGCAUGGCCAUAUCUCAGCUCCGAUGGUUGGUUCUGCAUCAUCUACACGCGGCUUUGGAAUCGACUAGCAUCCGCUACACUAUUCUGGGUCUUGCACUUGAACACAUCCGCCAAUUCCUUCGAGCUGAGGACUUCUGGUGA
This is a messenger RNA of Pleurotus ostreatus (oyster mushroom), 477 nucleotides long. RefSeq lists its product as uncharacterized. Lineage: Eukaryota; Fungi; Basidiomycota; Agaricomycetes; Agaricales; Pleurotaceae. The coding region runs from base 1 to 477 and encodes 158 amino acids. The transcript is spliced from 4 exons. The record is from RefSeq and is a predicted model, not a curated record.